Messenger RNA from Mucor mucedo, 251 nucleotides. RefSeq lists its product as uncharacterized. Lineage: Eukaryota; Fungi; Mucoromycota; Mucoromycetes; Mucorales; Mucoraceae. The transcript has 2 exons. The record is from RefSeq and is a predicted model, not a curated record. Bases 16 to 195 code for a protein of 59 amino acids.
GCAGCAUAACACACUAUGACGAGUACAUUGAGAAAUCAGACUUUAAUGAUUGGAAAGACAGGUUCUUCUGUUGUAUCAUUUCAAGAAGAAGAUGCUCAGUGUCCUGUCUGUAAGAGUGACAAAUAUCUUACACCCAAUCUUAAACUCUUGGUUUCUCCAUGCUUUCAUAAAAUGUAUGUCUUUUCUGUACAAUAGUUUUAAACCCUGUUUGUUGAUUUUUAUAUUCCUUUCUUUUUUUUUUUUAAAAAAAA